Messenger RNA from Heterobilharzia americana, 549 nucleotides. Lineage: Eukaryota; Metazoa; Platyhelminthes; Trematoda; Strigeidida; Schistosomatidae. The record is from the annotation of a GenBank genome assembly.
GUCCUAAAAAUGUACGUAGAUGCAGAAAAAUGGAAUACAAAUUUGGGAAGAGAUGUUAUUCUGCAGUAUGGAGUUGAGUUGAUUAACAAAACCGUGAAAGAUGACUUAGUGCCUCAGCUACUGUUAGACACAGUUAAAGAGAUUUAUCAGGAUAUAAAUUCAAAUAUAUCAAGCCUGGAUGCUCUAGCUUUUUAUAAAGAAUUGGAAAAUCAAACAGUUGGUAAUAUCGCACCGAAAGUGAUCACUUCAGAGCUGAAUAAAGUCCUUCAACCAAAAGAAUUCACUCAGUCAAAUAAUAUACACAAAAUCAAUUCUGAAACAAAGCCAGCAAUAGAAUGGCAUGAAACAGUCGGGUGUACAGUUUUAGCUGACAGGGCUGUAAAAAAUGCUCUGGCAUUUGACAUUCUAGAAUGUGUCUUACAGGAAGUAUUCACACAUGCAAUACCAAAACUUGUAAGUAUUAAACAUACAGUAUAUAGUUUUUUUCUUUUCAUGUGUACAUUGGGAUUUGAUUAUUGCACAACACAGAGAAUUGAUAUGUUUAUAUGA